AUGGCCAUCACAGACACUCUCCGCUCCCGCGCAUCAGACUCCCACGGCGGUCUCGUAGGUGGCAUCCUUCGCGGCCUCUUACGCUUCUUCCAAUUCGUCCUCGCCCUCACAGUCUGCGGCCUCUACGGCGUCGACCUCCACCACGCCUCACAAGCUCCCAACGGCUACGCAGACAGCAAAUGGGUCUUCGCCGAAGUCGUCGCAGGCCUCGCAGCCUUCACCAUCAUCCUCUACGCCUCGCUCGGCUGCUGCAUGCCGACCUUGUCUGAGAAACUCUUCGGCUGGGAUUGGGUUCUGUUUAUCUUGUGGACUGCUGUGUUUGGUCUCUUCGGCAGCAUCUACAUCCACGCAGAUCCCUCGCCAGAACAGCAUGGACAGCAGCGGAUGAAGAAUGCGGUGUGGGUGGAUUUGGUGAACAUGCUGCUGUGGUUGGUCUCGGCGAUUUAUGCGACGCUUAUAUUCUUCAAGGGAAGGCACGGCAGGACAAUGCAUACGGGUCGUGCGAAGGUCUAG
This is a messenger RNA of Fulvia fulva, 513 nucleotides long. RefSeq lists its product as uncharacterized. The record is from RefSeq and is a predicted model, not a curated record. The transcript has a single exon. Lineage: Eukaryota; Fungi; Ascomycota; Dothideomycetes; Mycosphaerellales; Mycosphaerellaceae. The coding region runs from base 1 to 513 and encodes 170 amino acids.